GAAGAUCGUCAUCAAGGAAAAUGCAAAACAUUGGCAAUAUACACAAGUAGCAAUAACAAUAAGCAUUGCUACCACCAGUGGUACCAGCAGUACCACCACUACCAACCACCACCACCACCACCACCACCAUCAGUAACAUCAAAGCAUGCAACAUAAUCAAAGACAACCGACAUCAAUCGGCAAAUCGGUCAAGAUAGCACACGUGUUUUCCUCCGAAGAGAAACGAAAGACGUUUGUCUGAUUCCGCGUGCGUCGCGUAGACGAACGACGACAACAACGACGACGACGACGACGACGACGAAGACGACAACGACGACGGCCGCCGAGCUUAACAGUUCGUUUAUCAGUCAAGCAAGACCGCGUGUGGCACACGGUUCACAUCGUCGGUUGCAUCAAUCAUAUAAUAUAUACAUAUAUAUAUAUAUAUAUAUAUAUAUAUAUAUACAUAUAUAUAUUUAACGUUUGACAUAGAAUCGAUCGCAAAGUUCUUCAUUAAACUAAACGAAGCUGGAAUAUACGUGGAUUUAUUUAAUAACCAUAAUUCCUAAAUAUCAUUUAUCUAUUAUUUCGACAAGUUUUAUUGAGAUAACAUUCGUUGAUUCGAAAUCUCGUGAUCCAUCCAAAGGUGAUUUUAACGAGCACAUUCGUUCCGUCGUUGUUGACCGUGAACGAGACACGAUAGACGUCACAUCGAAAAAGAUCGACACGCUGGCGCUAAUUCAACGAUAUGUAAUUGUUAUAGUUUCAUGAUCGUCUACGUUUAACUACUAGAGCAAUCGCGAUGACGACAGUGCAACGACAUUGAAAUCAAGAUACUCUAGAUUAAGGCUGACGGAACUGGGCAGAGCUGACGUGAAAUUGUCUCAGGUUGAUCCUGGAAUCGGCGACUUUGGGAUAAAAAAUUAUCGUACCGUACGUCAGCACCGAAUUCGGCAUGGUCGCUUUGCCGGUCUCGGGGACUGAACCAUCCUUGCUGAACGUGACGAAUAUUCAAUCGAAUGGUUCAGAGAACUGCAAUGAAAGCAGAAGUGCCGAAGUAAUAAGACAAAGGAUUAUGGACAGAGCUUUCGUUAUUCCACGUGUUAAUAUGUCGCCUAAUAAUGGUAAUGACAAUUACGCUUUAGAGUUCGAGAAGAUCGACAAAUCGGACAAGAAGAAUUUCAAUGUAACAGGUGACGGUAUCAAGGCGGAACCUGUAGUAUUGAAGAAGGUGGCAGCCGGCCUAAAAGUUCCUAAUGGACAAACGAACAAAAAGGAUAUGCCAUUGCUGAAUCUUGGCAGCGGGGGCGGCGGUGGUGGUGGUGGUGGUGGUGUUAGUGGUGGUUCGUUAUCCAGUGGAAGUUCCAUAGUGACCAUCUCUUCCGUUGCAAAUUCAGACCCCGAUCCUGAUUAUCGGAAUGAUCCAACCGGAAAUGGAAAUGGGAGACAUCUAAGGACCGAGAAAUGGUAUCACACGACCCUACAAAUUUCUGUUCCUUUCUUCAUCGCUGGAAUCGGAACUAUUGGAGCUGGUCUUGUUCUCGAUAUGGUUCAGCACUGGCCAGUAUUCAAAUCGGUCAGCCAAUUACUCAUCUUGGUGCCUGCUCUGUUAGGAUUGAAAGGAAAUCUCGAUAUGUGUUUGGCAUCGCGAUUGAGUACUCAAGCAAACUUAGGAAAUAUGCAUACAUUACGUGAAAUUAUAAAAAUGAUCAUUGGUAAUAUCGCGCUGGUACAAAUUCAAGCGAUCGUAGCGGCCAUUCUGGUAGCAAUAUUUGCAAUAAUUGUUGGUGCCAUACAGGAUACUGUACAUCGAAACGAAGGGAGUGCAAUUGUACCCUUCGAAUGGAAUUAUGCUUUAUUAUUGGCAACUUCAAGCGUUUGCACGGCAACCAGUUCCUGUUUCAUUCUAGAUCUUAUAAUGAUAGCAGUGAUCAUGAUAUCCCAUCGAUGCAAAAUGAAUCCCGAUAACCUAGCAACGCCAUUGGCUGCAUCGGUAGGUGACGUCGUAUCGAUCAGUGUCCUAUCGGCAAUAGCCUCUGCAUUUUUCGUAAGAUUGCAAGAACAAGUUUGGAUACUUUACGUCGUCAUAAUCUGUUAUCUUUUAUUUUUACCAUUUUGGAUUUACGUGGUUAUGAAAAAUAAAUACACGAGAAACGUUUUAACGUCUGGUUGGGUACCUGUCUUAUCUGCACUGUUCAUCAGUGGACUCGGUGGAUUGAUCCUAAACGAAGUUGUUGACAAAUUCAAAGGAUUCGUAGUAUUUCAACCUAUUAUAAAUGGAAUUGGUGGUAACUUGGUGUCAGUUCAAGCAUCUCGAAUCUCAACAAUGUUACAUCAAACUAGUAUUUUGGGUAUAUUACCUCCACAUGCAAAAAUGUGGGUUGCUCCGUGGACAGCUCUAUUCAAAGGAGCACCGUAUGCCAAAACUGCGAGGAUAUUAAUCGGAAUGGCGAUUUGCGGUCAAUUGGUAUUCGUAUUUGCGGCGGAUUAUAUCAAAUGUCAGAGGUCAACUGUGGAUGCUUAUUUUGUUGUUUCUUAUAUCGUAGUAUCUACUUUACAAGUAAUGCUGUUGCUCUAUAUAGCACACGUGAUAAUUCAUGCAAUGUGGAGGCAUAAAAUAGAUCCAGACAAUUCUGCAAUUCCCUAUUUAACGGCAUUAGGUGAUCUAACGGGAACAAUGUUCCUAGCAUUAGCCUUCUGGUUCUUAACAUCGAUCCAUCAGGAAUAUCGUUCCUGCGAGGAUCUCGAUGUUGUUAAUGAUUCAACAUCGAUUCCAACAUAAAUUUUCUCAUUCGAUUGAGAAAUUCUCAAUGUUGAUUAUAAUGUAUAUGAUAGAAAAAAAAAGAAAGAAAAAAAAAAAAAAUAACUGACAGUUAGAUGAUUCUUCUAACAAAUCAUAGAUUAUAUUCUAAUAGAGCCCGAUUCAAAUAUACGUAGUUCGGUAUGUUCAAUGUAAAAAAAAAAAAAAAAAAAAAAAAAAAAACAAAAAAAGAUUAGAACAUUGAUCUGAACUCUAUUGAAUAGGGUAUGGAAUCCUUAACAAUCAAUAGAAAUUUCUGACAAAGAAAGAGAGCCAGAUAGAUAGCUAAAUAGAUAGAUAAAUAGAGAUUCUUUUUUUUUUAUUAGAAUCCUGUCAAUUGCAAUACUCACAAUCCAACAAUUACUUACAUACGUCUAAUUGCAUGUUCGUUUGUUCGUGGUUAUACUAAUCUCUUUCUCUACUCAGAAAUUAACGAUAAUAUCUAUUCUCCGCAUUGUGAUAUCGUGUGGGAUAGAUAAAAAAAAAAAAAAAAAAAAAAACAAAGAAAAGAAAAAAAAUAAGAGUGAAUUAAACGAGUAUGAGAUGUUUUGAGUGCAGUAUAAAACGUAAUAAAUAAUUAAAUAAAUAUACGUAUGUAUAUAUGUAAAUUAAUUAAUUAAUUAAUCGAUCAAUGAUAUAACUACCUAGUCAAAGGAUAUUUCUUAAAAACGAUAGAAAUAUAAUGGACGAGCUCGAAAAAAAAUAUGGAUACAAGUCGAAUGGAUUUAUCGCGAAUAACUAUAAUAUUAUCGUUGUAAACAAAUUCUUAAGCCUGAAAAGAGAAAGAGAUAGACUUUUACCCGAACUAACGAUGUUUAUAACGAUGUUUAUUAUUAUUAUUAUUAUUAUUAUUAUCAAUAUUAUUAAUAUUAUUAUUGAAAAUAAAGAAGAUAGUGAUAAGGUGGAAAAAAAAGGGAAUAACUAGCGGGAAAAACAUUGUCACAAUAAAUUGAAAAAAUGAAGGAAAAAAAAAAGGAAGAUACAAAAAAAAAAAAAAGAAAAAGAAAAUGAAAAAAAAAAUAAAAAAUAAAAGGAAGAUGGAGAAAUAUGAAAUUGUGAAAUUCUAGAUACCGAUCGUCUCGUAUGAUCUUCUUAUCUACAAAGAAGAAAACGAGCAAUGAUUAAAUCGCACUGCCUAUUAGUAACGUCACGUCCACGUCUAAUUACAUAAUCGACAUUAUCAAAUGACGUUAGAUAACGUUAUAUACAUUUUCUGACAUAGACGAACACGAUAAUCUAUUUUUAUGGGAUGAAAGGAAAAAAAAAGAAAGAAAUUAGGAAAGGAAGAAUAAAAAAAAAAACAGAAAAAAAUAUAAACACAUUUUUUUGAAUAAAUCUGACCUUCUCUUCGUCACGUAGAUCAGCUUGAGUUAACUAAAGGAUAAAUAAAAGUAAAAAAAAAUAAAAGAAAAAAGGAUUACCAAAAUGUCUUAUCGAAAAGUUCUAGUAUUAUUUUGAUUAAUAUAAUAUAAUAUACCUUGUGAGUAUUAUUUUAAUAAUAAUUUCUAAUCAGAUGAUUAAUUAUUUUCUUAUUAUUAAAAUAUUUCCAAUGGUCGCAAACGAUUGUUAUUUUUAUUUUCCUUUGUUCUAUCUGGCGAAAUCGAUAACGAUCAUAAUGAUCUUGAUUUUAAAUGACGCAGAAGAUGAGAAACAAAAAAAUAAGAAGAAGUAGAGACAAAAAAUCCUUGGAAAAUCCUAAUUGGAUAAAUAUAAUUAUACUAUUUUCUAAUUCGCAUCUAACAUACGUUUUAAUAAUACGUUGUAAAUAUCUAGAUCUAUUUGAUUGAUACGUGGAACAUUUAAAGUAUACUUCGCUAAUAAAAGAUGUAGUAUUACCGAAGUAAAAAUUAUGAUAAUUAAUAUCUUUGUAUAUACAUUUUAUCUAGAUAAAAUUUAUGAAAAAUAUUGGAUGUAUAUAUCGAUUUAUGUAUCGGCGAUCAGUCAAUGUGUUAAACGAUUAUCAACAUUAAAACGAUGGCGUAUAAUAAAUAAAUGUUUGUUAAAAAAAAAAAA
Vespa crabro (European hornet) is the source of this 4792-nucleotide messenger RNA. Its product is annotated as solute carrier family 41 member 3-like. The record is from RefSeq and is a predicted model, not a curated record. The coding region runs from base 935 to 2761 and encodes 608 amino acids. NCBI's taxonomy places the organism in Eukaryota, Metazoa, Arthropoda, Insecta, Hymenoptera, Vespidae. Gene Ontology annotation, biological process: monoatomic cation transport. Gene Ontology annotation, molecular function: monoatomic cation transmembrane transporter activity. The transcript is spliced from 10 exons. Gene Ontology annotation, cellular component: plasma membrane.